This is a messenger RNA of Leptomonas pyrrhocoris, 1827 nucleotides long. Its product is annotated as putative TFIIH basal transcription factor subunit. Gene Ontology annotation, biological process: nucleotide-excision repair. Gene Ontology annotation, cellular component: transcription factor TFIIH core complex; transcription factor TFIIH holo complex. Gene Ontology annotation, molecular function: ATPase activator activity; double-stranded DNA binding. The coding region runs from base 166 to 1827 and encodes 553 amino acids. The transcript has a single exon. Lineage: Eukaryota; Euglenozoa; Kinetoplastea; Trypanosomatida; Trypanosomatidae. The record is from RefSeq and is a predicted model, not a curated record.
AGGACACACACACACACACACACACACGCUUGUACGUCUAUACAUACGUAUGUAUAUGCACUCCUUUGCGUUCCUCUUUCACGGCUCCUUUCUGCACCUUGAGCAACACACGUUUUCUUCCAUUACAGCGAACUCUGCUUUCUUUGUUCGCGGCACACGCAAAUAAUGUCUUCAUCUUCUGCGCUCGAAGUCCCUUUUAUCGAGGUGAUUUGCGGCUACCCCACGCGAGAGGCACUCUGCUGUGAGUGCCCUGCGCUGCUCUUUCUUGUGUACGAGCACAUCGUUGCCGAGCUGCAGGGAGGCCGCCGCGCCUACGACCCAUUCUACGGUACCGGGAGACAAGACAACUUGAGUGAGCUACUUGCGGCGCGCUCCGUGUCGGAAAUAUUUGAACGCCUUUACCCUGUGCCGCCCAGCCAACUCGGCGGCGCGGUGGACGCAGCUGCGACUGCACCGGGGGAGACACCCAAUAGCCUUUUCUGGAAGCAGGCACGCACGGCACUCGAGGCAGCCUGGGCAUCUCCCUAUAACAAGGAAGCUCGAGUGCUGCUCACGCAGGUGCGCGGGCAGCCCCAUUUUCACUUCACCGGCCCGCGCGACGACGUGACGCCUGGCAGCGGCUUCCCUCUUCACCCGGUAUCGUUGGAGAGGGCCCUCACGACGAGCAAACGUUUCCUGCGUACGGCGACCACGUGCGCCUUAGACGGCUCCACCGAUGCGCUGAAGGACGGACAGCAGGAGCUGCGCGCAGUGCUGCAGCUGGCGCGCCUCGUGCCUCACUCUUCUUCCUCCACGUCGAUGCAGUCGUCGAAGGUGGUGACACCGGAGGGGCUAAAUUUUUGCAUGGUGUCGCUGCAGCAGAGGUGGUGGGUGCUGCUGAGUGCCGCCCUCGAGCGCGCGCUCUUUCUCGCACGCGGCAACGGCAACAGCGCUGUCGCUUCCACGGUCACCAAGCCGGUUCUUUGGCAGCUCUUGGCGGUGCUUGCGGUGUUGGACACCUCCCAGUACAUUUUUGCCUUCCCGGAUCGACAGCAGGACGCUGCUGGACAUCACCUACUGGCCCGACUGGCGGAGGUGGGCCUGGUGUAUCCGAUGCUGAGCGAUGACCGGCGCUGCUUUGUCAUGAGUCCGGACUUUCUCCACGCCUUGCAUUGGCACGCCAGUGCGCCGCUCUCGUUGACCUUCACACAGCAGCUUCUUCGCAGUGGUGGCGGUGGUGCUGCUGGCGGCGGCGGCGACGUGCGUCGCGAAGACGCGGAUACGAUCAUAACCGAGACGAACUUCCGCCUCUACGCUUACACCGACGAUCCUGAUCUGCUGAACAUCUUGAAUCAAUUCGCCGAGCUGGAGGAGGUGGUGGGCGCCAGCCUGUACUGCUACCGGGUCACACGUGACAGCUUCGCGGCAGCCAUGCGCAAAGGCAUCACCGCCACCCAGGUGCUGCGUUUUUUGUCGUUGCGGGCGCACCCGAGCAUGCUGAAACGGUACGAGGAGCGGGGGCAGCCGCAGGUCGCAUCGUCGAGCGGCGGUGCCGGGCAGCGGCGAGGGGGCCGACGCACGGCUGCUGCUGCCGUGGACGCCGUCGCGACGCUCGUCGUCCCGCAGUCCUUUUGUGAUCAGUUGCGCAUGUGGGAGAGUGAGUGCCGCCGUGUUGUCUUCGAACACCACGUGGCGUUGCUGCGGAACGUGUCGGCGGAGCAGCAGCAGGCGGUCACGCUGUAUUUAACGGAGUCCGGAGAGGCGGAUGCGAUUGUGCACGCCGAGUCGGGUUACAUGGUGCUGCGUGAGGAGGUGUUUGAUCGCCUGAUUGCACCUCUUUUGGGGUAG